AUGGACUGGUUCCGCCUCCCGCGCCUUGGCCGUGAUACGAUCUGGAUAUACUCAUCAGCCGUAAUUGUUUCAUUAGCAGGGCUUAUCAAGAUUCGUCAGGGCGUAGUAGACUACGCUUAUACGGAUACCUACUGCUAUCAAUCUAUGCGCACAAAUUCAGUUGUAGAGCCGUUUGCGAAUUGCUUCUCAGUGUCGCCUACUGGGAAGUUUUCUAAGGUCUUCAAGGCCGGAGCUGGUACAGAGCUUGCUCAGAAUGCAAGUUCGGGCUUUGCUAUGCCGGGACUAUGGGAUGGACAUGGACAUCUUCUACAGUAUGGUGAGUUCUUGAACUCGGUAGAUCUUUUCGGAUCUACUUCUAUGGAUGAUGUUCGGUCUCGUAUACGGAAAUAUCUUGGCCAAAUCCCCGAGGCUGGGUCGAAGGAGGAGUGGCUAAGAGGCGUUGGAUGGGAUCAGAUGGCUCUUGGGCAGAUGCCGACUGCUAGUGAUUUAGCGGCGGAUAAAGACCUAAAGGACUUAUACAUCAUGCUAGAUAGAGUAGAUGUACAUUGUAUCUGGGUUUCUCAGGCAGUGCUGGACUUACUCCCAGAGUCUAUCCCUGAUGUUCCUGGCGGAGAGAUCAUUAGAGAUCCUGGAAUGGGCGUGUUCUGUGAUAAUGCGAUGGAUAUGGUCAUGGCAUUAUGGCCGAAGCCAGACAAUAAAAAGAAGCAGCAAUUCGUAAAGAGUGCUAUGGGAAAAUUAAACGAAGUAGGACUUGUGGGUAUACAUGAUGCUGGUGUCACGCCUGGCAAUCUAAACCUCUUCAAAGACCUAGCAGCUGGUUCCGACUGGACGGUACGAGUAUACGCCAUGAUAGAGUGUUACGAACGGAAUACGUUCUGUCCAAACGAAGUGGAACGAUACACAAGUCCAGAUGGCUUUUUAAGUAUACAGAGCGUUAAGCUUUUCGCUGAUGGCGCUCUGGGAAGCUGGGGAAGUGCUCUAAUCGACCCCUAUACCGAUCGUCCAGACACGUCAGGCUCUCUACUUGUUAAUGCUUCGGAAUUGGUAUACGACACGAUCGCAUGGGCCAAUGAAGGUUUUCAAGUCAACAUACAUGCAAUUGGCGACCUGGCAAACCGAUAUGCAAUUGACGCCAUGGUUGCCGCCCUCAGACUGCUAUGUCCCAACGAGCCUCUCUCGCGCUGCCAAUCCUACCAUCGCUUCCGCAUCGAGCAUUCUCAAAUCAUCCACCCGGACGACCAGACUCGAAUACACGCAAUCGGAAUUAUCCCGUCUAUCCAACCCACUCACGCCACAAGCGAUAUGGCAUAUGCGGAGAAGAGACUGGGCAAGGAACGCACCGUGAAGGAGGCAUAUAGGAUGCGCUCGCUCCUAGACGCCAAACCUGUGUUAGGAAGUGACUUUCCCGUCGAACCACCAAACCCGUUCCAAGGCAUAUACGCGGCCGUCACGAGACGAAGUCCGCAUACCGGUAGAGGUAAGGAUAAUUCGCCUGAAGGGUGGUACACGGAGGAGGCCCUCGAUUUGGACCAGGCAGUCUGGGGCUUCACCGAGGGCCCCGCGUACGGCGGGUUUACGAAGGGCAAGACCGGAGUUAUCAAACCGGGAGCCUACGCGGAUUGGAUCGUUCUGGACACGCCACUCGAGAACCUUUAUAUAGAAGAUCUGCGCGAGCUGACGACCUCACCGCCUCGCUCUUGGUGGUGGUGGUGGGAAAUCGGUGCAGCACUUCUCAGCAUUAUCAGUAUUUCUGCAAUUAUUGGGAUAGUCAUUUCAAUCAAUGACACCCCUCUUGAAUCAUGGCAGUUUGCCAUUUCUCCAAAUUCCCUUAUCUCAAUUUUGACAACUAUCGGGAGAAGCGCAAUGAUGAUACCAAUAGCAGCUUGCCUCAGCCAGCUUAAAUGGCACCACUUUCGUACACAGCCUCGGAGAUUAAGCAGUCUUCAAAUAUUCGACGACGCGAGUCGGGGCCCAUGGGGUUCGGUUCUUUUUAUUUUCAAGGUUCGAACACGAGUUCUAGUGGGAUUAUUCUUCGCACUUAUCACUAUACUUGCACUUGGUUUUGAACCUAGCGCCCAGCAGAUCUUAGAAUUCCGCCCUAAACGUAUUAUGAUAUUAGAACAAGUGCCUAUUCUAGGAAAAGCCGAUAGAUACUAUUCUAAAGGAUUUAACAGUCCGCAAUUCGAAGUUGCCGGGAGUAGCCCUAGUCAUCAUGCAUUAUCAUUAGAAUCUUCUCUGCUCAACGGAGCGGCUGGUACACUUUGGCAACCUAGGUUUUCUUGUCCUGAAAACGCAACUGAUUGCGAAUGGGACAAUUUUACUAGCCUUGGGUUAUGCGGAGAAUUCCGGAACAUAACGGACGAGAAGGUUCAUAGCUGCACAUGCCUCACAUGCAAACAAGGGCGAGUACCCUGGGGUAUCGGUCUAUCUCUCGGGUGUUAUUACGGCUUUAAAUAUCAGAUAGAUGACAAUCCGCAGCGGGGAGUACCGAUGUUUUAUUCACUCACCGUAGGAGCCCAGGGACCACACGCAGAGAACCCGACAACGGCUUCCACGAUUUUCCGUGCUGUAAAAAGUACGGAGAAUCUAGGAUUGGUCGUUGCAAAAGUAAUGGGGGGGCAGGUCCAUGUUGACGAGGGGGAAACUGCCAACGUUACGGAUAUAACAAAUACGGAGGACCUAGAAAGUCUUCCUAAACUGCCUAUGGUAGAACUAUACACCAUUAAGUGGUCUUGGUGUGCUAAGACAUUCCUAAACGUCACUGCUAGUCCUGCCGGGAUAAGACCUGGGACCAUUGAGUCGGCAAAUCUUAAACAAGGACUCCUGCCGAGCGAAGGUUGGGAGGUAUUAACCGAGUCUGCAACAGGAUCACAAUUCCACGUCACCACCACCACAGACUCAAGCCUUAUGUCUUAUUUAUACGACCUUUUCAACACUACAGUGUACGACCGUAUACAUCGAGAAUCCCUAUCUGACGCGGAGAAGAAAUUUGACAUUGGUUCUCUUCUGUAUGGGACAGACCUAAGGAAUCUUACCGGUAACAUUGCGGAAGUCCUUACAAAUCAGAUUCGGAGUAAUGACCCCGGAGACAACGCAAAUGCCACGGUAAUUGACGGGCGAGCUUGGACGGACAAAACAUAUAUACGUGCCCGCUGGCAAUGGAUUAUCCUUCCCUUAUCCGAAACUAUACUGACUGGGGUUCUUCUCGUGGUUUCAAUCCGUAUAACGAAGGGUCAAGGCCUCUGGAAGAGCUCUACCGCUGCACUUUUGUUGCAUAAGCUCGGCGGCUGGACAGAAGAGGAGUUGAAUUUAACAUGGGAACAGACGUCUGAACAGUUGGAUGCUAAGACGGAGAGGAUGCUAGCUACACUGAAGAGGGAUGAAAAUGGUGUACACGGAUUCUAUAAGGCACCUUAG
Molecule: messenger RNA, 3417 nt
Organism: Daldinia childiae
Lineage: Eukaryota; Fungi; Ascomycota; Sordariomycetes; Xylariales; Hypoxylaceae
Product: putative amidohydrolase YtcJ
Exons: 6
Coding region: 1-3417 (1138 amino acids)
Molecular function (GO): hydrolase activity, acting on carbon-nitrogen (but not peptide) bonds
Source: RefSeq, a predicted model, not a curated record